Molecule: messenger RNA, 1755 nt
Organism: Daldinia caldariorum
Lineage: Eukaryota; Fungi; Ascomycota; Sordariomycetes; Xylariales; Hypoxylaceae
Product: ribonuclease H-like domain-containing protein
Exons: 1
Coding region: 491-1462 (323 amino acids)
Biological process (GO): nucleobase-containing compound metabolic process
Molecular function (GO): nucleic acid binding; 3'-5' exonuclease activity
Source: RefSeq, a predicted model, not a curated record
UACUUUAGGUACCUCCUCACCGUAGCCUCGCAUACCUAUCAUUUCUAGCUGCGCUCGUUUGUUCGCUCGUUUGAACUAAUAUGUACACGUCGAUGCCUUCCCGUGAUUCUUCCCGUUAGCUGUCGUGGCCUUGUACUACUUUUUUGCUACCGCGUACUUGAAGUUGACUUAAACAGGUAGGUAUCUAGGCAUGCGUGGGUAGGUACCUCGCAUUCCCGUCCCGUCAAGAAAUAUUUCACCUGAUACGUUUUUACGUUGCCUCAUAGCAAGUCCUUUAGCCACUUAUUCAGGUCCAGCAUCGUAUGUGCGAAGAGGGUGGAUCGGCCAACAGCGUCUAAGCCGUCCGGCGCUCGACUUUCGAGGAAAAAAAAAAAAAAAACUUGUCUGAUAGCGGCGGGGCAAAAAUCUUCAAGCUCGGAAUGGCACAGCAAGGUUGAAGUCAAAACAAACGGGCACUUUAGGCGAGGCAAGAGAACAUAAAUACAGUACAAUGCGCAAAAUCAAGUUUUUGGCAACUCGUCUCAUUAACGAGCUGAGAAAGUCCAUAUCCGGAAGCAUUACCAACCUCAGUGAGCCCCUAUACACCGCGAGCACCCAUCCACUGCCAGCCAUGUCUAGUUCUACGACUUCCCUAACCCUCAUCUCCUCUCUCCCCAAUCUCUCAGUCUUUCUCUCCUCGAUCACUCCAUCCACCACACUCUAUCUGGACUUUGAGGGCAGAGAUCUUAGCCGUAAUGGAACUCUCACUAUCAUAACUGCGCUUGUCUAUCCCACAAAUGCAACAAGCCUUAUUGACAUCCAGACCCUCGGGGCUUCCGCUUUCACUACGUCUAGUGUCACUGGAAAGACUUUUAAGGCCAUCCUUGAGGACCCCCUUAUCCCUAAGUGUUUCUGGGACGUUCGCAACGACGCCGACGCUCUCUGGUCUCAUUACCACGUCCGUCUUGCCGGAGUGACCGACAUACAGCUCCUCGAGAAUGCCUCUCGUAAGGAUGAUAAAACCUACCUCCAUGGGCUUGCUACAUGCAUCAGGAGAGACGUGCAAGUGAGAAACAUGGUGAAGCGCCAUUGGGCCAAUACCAAGAAGGAGGUGACCGCUCUCAUGGAUAACGACGUCUUCUCCUGCCGUCCCUUAGACGACAAGAUGAUGCAGUACUGCGCUAAUGACGUCGUCCACCUACCUGCACUACGCGAGACCUACUCCAAGCGCCUUAAUAGCCAAUGGACGCGGAUGGUUAAGGACGAGAGUGCGCGACGUGUGGCCGAUGCCUGCAGCCCUGCAUAUGAGCCUCAGUCGGAUACGAAAAAAUUCGGGCCUUGGGGUCCCGCGAGAGACAAAAAACGGGCGAAGAAGUUGAAUGUAUAUGAUAAUGAUAUGGAAUAUGAUAUGUACGACAGCGACAACGACUUUAUUAGCUACAACAACUACGAUGAUGAGGACGACGACGAUGACUACUACUAGGAUGGCUAGGACUAUGGACUGUAGAGAUGCGGCGUGGGACGAGACGGUUGAUAGUUGUUGGGAGAAGUGAAUUGAUAGAACCCCUUUUUAGAUGCUGUUGUUCUACACUAGGAACUUGACGUAAAUAGAUUGGCGCUGGCGGGUGAACGAUCGAUAUGAAGAACAAUAAAGAAAUUCAUGUUAACUACUUCGUAAGUGGAGUUAACUAAUACAGAUGCUCGUCUUUGUGGUGAAUACGUCAGCUGAGGUAGUCAAACUACCUACGAAGAACACGGGCAAACUCUCAACCUACC